AAAAAUCGUUUCUACUGAUACGUGUUUUUUGUUAUCUGGUCUCACUGACCUGAAUUGUUUAUGAAAUUGGUCUUAAGAUGCCCAAAAAUUCUGACGAUGUUGUCGUUAAAAGAACUAGGUUCCAGCGAAGAAAGCCAACCAUUUGGACGCGCGAAAAAAUAUCCAAACUUAUUGAACUCUACCGGGCCUCGGACUGCUUAUGGAACCACUAUUCUGUGAUGUAUAAAAACAAAGAGUGCCGGGCUAGAGCCAUAGAACACAUCUGCGAAUCCCUCGGGAUAACGAAGAUCGACUACGGAAAGAAGGUGCACAAUCUGCGGAAUCAGUUUAAUUCAGAGUUAAAGAAGCUUGAACGCCGCUUGGAGGAGUCCGGCGGUUCCAGUCCUACGGUCGAGAAGGCUUGCCGUUGGGAGCACUUCAACACACUGAUGUUUCUGCGCUCGGUGAUAGAGCCCCGACCUGGUUACCAACAAACGCCCCAAUCGCAAUGCAAGAAAAUGAUCACCAAGCUCGACUAUAGCUUAUCUGCAAAAGAAGAAGAGCCUAUCCCAUCGUCAAUCGACAGCUUAGAAUCAAUAGUUUUAGAAAGUGCCAGCGAACCCAUACCACCAGAAUCUUCACACUCUACCUGUUUGAGGCCCCCUUCGACCAGUAGGCUAGCAAUAGUAGAGGCUUCUGCCAUAUCAACGCCAGUCCAAAUCCCGUUAACUGGUCGUGACCAAUGGGACGCGUUUGGUGAACUAAUUGCUAACGAAUUCCGCAAUCUAAACUCUGAAAUUUUUCGAAAAAGAUUAAAGCGGAAAAUAAUGCAAGUCAUGUUGGAAAUAGGUGAAGAGGAUGAUUUAGAAUAUACCAACAGAAAUAGCUGAAUUUAAUAAAACUAUUUUGCAUGUA
This is a messenger RNA of Drosophila bipectinata, 894 nucleotides long. RefSeq lists its product as uncharacterized. The record is from RefSeq and is a predicted model, not a curated record. NCBI's taxonomy places the organism in Eukaryota, Metazoa, Arthropoda, Insecta, Diptera, Drosophilidae.